Messenger RNA from Alosa sapidissima (American shad), 2309 nucleotides. Its product is annotated as cytochrome P450 2F2-like. NCBI's taxonomy places the organism in Eukaryota, Metazoa, Chordata, Actinopteri, Clupeiformes, Clupeidae. Gene Ontology annotation, molecular function: iron ion binding; heme binding; oxidoreductase activity, acting on paired donors, with incorporation or reduction of molecular oxygen, reduced flavin or flavoprotein as one donor, and incorporation of one atom of oxygen. The transcript has 10 exons. Gene Ontology annotation, biological process: xenobiotic metabolic process. The coding region runs from base 91 to 1566 and encodes 491 amino acids. Gene Ontology annotation, cellular component: intracellular membrane-bounded organelle; cytoplasm. The record is from RefSeq and is a predicted model, not a curated record.
UCUCUCUCUCUCUCCCUCUCUCUCUCUCUCGUGCAAAGUUCACCUCCCCUAUCCACAUUUUUCAGAGCCGAGCAGACACACACAGUAACCAUGCUGAUCUCUGUGCUGCUGUUGUGGUUUGGAAUCGUCCUCCUCUUCUUCCUCUUCAGGGUGAGAAGACCCAAGAACUUUCCUCCUGGACCCAGAGCACUUCCUCUGCUGGGAAACCUGCUGGAGUUCAACCCACAUGACCCAAUAAAGAGUUUCAAGAAGUUGGCCGAGCGCUAUGGUCCUGUCUACAGUCUGUACAUUGGGCCCCGUCCUGCGGUGGUGUUGGCCAGCCAGAAGGUCAUCAAAGAAGCUCUCGUCACCAGAGCCACUCACUUUGCAGGACGACCAGAUCAUAUGUUGAUUUGUCAUAUCAUUGAACGCAAAGGUGUGAUCAUGGCAGAUUAUGGUCCCACAUGGCAGGAGCACCGGCGCUUCGCCCUGACCACGCUGCGCAACUUUGGGAUGGGGAAGCGCUCCAUGGAGGAGAAGAUUCUAGAAGAAACCCAACAUACCUGUGCUGAGCUAGAGAAGCACGCAGGAAAGUCUAUGGAUCCUCAGCAUCUCUUCCACUUUGCUGCCUGUGACAUCAUCUGUUCUGUUAUUUUUGGAUCUCGAUUUGACUAUGAUGACCCCUACUUUAAGUCCAUCAUCAUCUUCAUGGAAGAAGCGGCUAAAAUAGCUCUAGACCCUUGGGCAAUCCUCUAUGAAAUUGCGCCAUUCAUUAAGAAUUUGCCUGUACCGUUUAUUAAACGGGCGUAUGGUUUAAUCAGCCGGAUCAGAAGCCACAUCCUAAAAGAAGUUGCAGAGCACAAAGAAUCGUGGGAGUCUGGAGAACCUAGAGACCUCAUUGACUGCUAUCUGGACGAGUCUGAAAAAAGGUUAGACAAAGGAACCACAUUCGAAGACAGUCAGUUGGCAUCCACCUUGUUUGACCUGCUGAUUGCUGGGACAGAGACUACUUCCAACACACUGAGGACAGCAACACUCUACCUCAUGACACACCCACAUAUACAGGAGCGCUGCUACCAGGAGAUCGAGGAAGUGCUGGGCUCUCGUGAGCAGGUGUGCUUUGAGGAUCGCCAGUCCAUGCCCUACGUCCAGGCCGUGAUCCAUGAAGCCCAAAGAGUGGCUGAUGUUGUUCCUCUGAGCGUGUUGCACAGCACGACCACCGACACAGAAGUCCAGGGCUAUAACAUUCCAAAGGGUACGUUGGUCGUUCCUCUCCUGUCCUUAGCGCUACAUGAGGAGGGUCAGUGGAAGUCCCCUCAUGACUUCAACCCAGAGAACUUCCUGAAUGAGACGGGGGAGUUUGUCAAACCUGACGCCUUCAUGCCCUUCUCUGCAGGCUCUCGCGUGUGUCUGGGGGAGGGGCUCGCUCGCAUGGAACUCUUUCUCAUCCUGGUCACAUUGCUGCGUCGCUUCCGAUUGGUCUGGCCAGAGGAGAAGGGAGCUCCUGACUACAGCAUGGUGUUUGGAGGCACACAGGCACCCAAACCGUUCCACAUCACCAUCCAUCUAAGGGAAUCCACAAGCUAAUGCCAACUGAAUGUUCCCAAGCACAUUUUACUUUUCAUGUCUUUUAUCACCAUGUUGGUUUAGUAUUUCAGAUUGUAGUGAAAUCUAUCCAGCUUUUGUUACAGUGAAUCUUCUGAUUAUAUUCUCAGUUUCUUGUUAUCUUAGAGGGCGAUCAGACAGGCUGCGCUUUGCCGCUUAUAAAAAGUGAGGUGCACUAUGUUUUCAAAAGUUCAACUCAAAGCGGAAAAGCGCCCGACAUCAUUCCGUUUUUUUAUGCAAACAUAGUGUACUUUGCGUUUUACAAGCGACCAAGCGCGUCCUGACUGAUAGCCUUAGCUGCUGUUAUUAAUUGCCACGAUAUGUGAUAUGCUAUGCUCCACAUCUAUGCUAUGAUCUGUAGUCAGAAUGGCCAAAUGGAAUAUGGACUCAAACAGCAUUACAUUUGCACAAAAAAGUGUCUUACAAGGGAAGAUUAUAUGUUACAUAAAUUACAUAGAGAAGAGUCCCUUGUCACUUCUGUUAAUAGAAAAAUGACAUUUUGGGAGGCAUAUUUAGCUGAUUCAUUAUACAUUCUAAGAGCCUUAAAACCAGUUUUAUAUGACAUAAACAUGUGUUUUGCUUGCAUUGCACUUGAGUUCUGACAGUUGUAUAUAGUAUACCAAUUGACUAGAUGUCAUAAAUGGUGGCAUGUUUGUAAAUACUGUGUUGAGAAUGUUCUAAUGUCAAUGCCAUAUCAAUAAAGGCUUUUAUGAAGUGGCACUGAA